Chara braunii is the source of this 2493-nucleotide messenger RNA. The record is from the annotation of a GenBank genome assembly. Lineage: Eukaryota; Viridiplantae; Streptophyta; Charophyceae; Charales; Characeae.
CCUUAAACUUGCUCCACCUUCGCUCCCUCCGUCUUCCCUCUUCCCCUCCCUCCCUCCCUCCCUCCCUCUCUCUGCUUAUCUCGUCCAGGUGCAUGGCUCAGUACAAGAGGACGGACUCCGAUCAAACUCUUUCUCAACCGUCGAUGGGAAGCUCUCGAGUUUUGCGGAGCCCUCGAUCGGGAGAUUUCUCUUUCGCUCUCGUACUCCCUCCUCACCCAACUCCAAGUGAAGGAGAGUCCGACUCCAGUUUGAAAUCUAGGCAGCCAGUUGCUGCUUAUGCUCCUGCUGGAAAGGCGGAUGGGAGCGUAAAGCCACCACCUCUCUCUGCAUUAGAGAAGAGCCGACAGGAUGCGUCACCGUGGGGGGGUGAUCCUCCCUCUGCUAUAUCCUCCUUGGGUAUUACACGUCGGAUCUCUGCUGACGUGGCUGAGCUUGAGGCAACAAUCGACCAGUUGCGCCACGAAAAGGACCGUCUGGAGCAUGCACUGCUUGCAGAGCGGUCUGUAUGUAAGCCUCUCGAGUUGAUGGUGAAUUGCAAGGGGCACGUUCCUGUGACAGAGAAGGUAGAGGAGCGAGGAGCUUCUGAUGAAGUGUGUUGUUCGGAAUGGGGGCAUGCUGUCGAUAGGAAGUCAGGGGCGGAUCGCCCUCUAUUGCGAGGGGGAUUGAGGGCAGUGGGCGAGCUCCCACCGCUGGGGACCGCGGCUGGUGCUGCGGAGACUAUGUGUGUGUCGACCGAGGAACGACUCGGAGGCCAAUGGAGAUCGUCAUCGGUAAUGACUAGUACAGCAAGUCAAAACAUUCUUGUCGGCGGCCACAGAUCGGAGAUCGGGCACGCCAUCACGAUCGAAGAAUUUUUGCAGCUGCAGGAGGACGCCACGGAGUCGAGGAAGGAGAAUGUCCAUCUCCGGGAGCAGGUAGAGGAAGGGAACGUGCUGGUCAGACAGCAGGAGCAGGAGAUGGAAGAGCUUAGGGGCCAGAUUGCGGAAAUCAGGGCGCAAUGGGAGAGAGAGCGUGUCAAGUUGGGGUCAUUGGUCACUGAUCUAGAACAGAAAAUCACGGAAGAGAAGAGGCGAUCGCGGGAGAGGGACAAAGUUCUCAUGCAGCGCCUGUCUGCCCAGCAUUCUCGGACGGAGUCGGAGAUCUCGGCACUCUGCAUGGAGUUAGACUCUGCUCAAACAUACGCAAAGGAGGCCCAGGCUAAGCUCGAGUAUGUCUCAAGGAUCGCUGAAGCAGAGAAAGAGUCGGUGCAACGGCUGCAGACCGAGCUGAGUGAAAUUCAGGAGAGCAUGGUGGAGAAGGAGCUCCUUCUUCAACAGGAGAAUACUGUGCUGCGGUGUGAGCUUGCAGAGCUGCAGGGAAGUCUGGCCCUGGGUCGACUGCCUGACGAAGAAAAUCUCGAGGCAGGAAGUUGCGCCAGGAAUAACGAGAAGCGCAUGUUGCAAGUGGAAGUCGCUGAAGCGCUGCGAGACAGUAUCGGCCGCAUGAAGUCGUUGAUGAAGGCAAUGAGGCACGAGCAGGCGAUCAAUGGUCGAUUGAACGCAAAAGUGAAGGAACUUCUGAUUCAAGUUCAGUCAGGCGCACGCAAGAAAGGCAGAGCUCGCCCACUUUCCGCUAGGUUGGAAUUGCGACCCAACGACAGUAGUAACUGUUGCAAAGCGUUCGCAUAGCCAAGCACAGAGGAGGAAGAGUACUACAACGCUGAUUGGAUUUUGAAUCUGCACCCUGACGGUCCAUGUAUAUGACCCUCAUUUCAGUCAGAUACAUCCAGGAGAGUCUACUGCAGGUGGUUGUUCGCGAAGCAGAUUUCCAUAAGACACGGGUCCGGAACAGACAGGUGAUCCUUAUGGAGGUGAAGACUGGAGGGGAUCCAUGUAUACGACCCGCAUUUCUGUCAGAUACAUCCAGAAAAUUCCACAGGCGGACAAACUUACAUCCACUUCAGGCUGUCAGAUGGCGCUGGUCGUCCGCAUCCAUCGGUCAGGGGUGAUGCUCUCCAGCAGGUGGCAGCAAUGUGGAUGCGAAACGCGGCCUAUUUGCACCAAGCUUUUCCUUGAUGCAUAUGGUCGAGAUGAGGGUCAGAUGCAGUCCGUAAAGUUCCACAAAGUCCACCAGGAGUCACUUUCGUUCAUGCAUAUGGUCAAAAUGAGGGUCAGGUGCGGUCCAUAAAGUUCUAGCGUUAAUUUGUGCCCUCUGUCAGCAGUGUCAGGUGUUAAUUUGUGCCCUCUGUCAGCAGUGUCAGGUGUCUACUACCUGGUACUCGCGGAUGUCAAUCCGCCAAAAGGGGAACCAAAGGGCCCGCUACACUGCAUAACAUUUUUUCUAAAUGUAUUCAGAGCUAAUUGUGGCCCGGUACAUUCGAAAUCAUGUUUGAUUCCGUUCGAAUGUAUCUGGUUGAUGUGCAGUCUAGAUACGUUUCGAAUGUUGAGUAGCGGAGUCAGGCCCACAAUAUGGACGACCAAAUGUGGUUAAAUGGGAUAAAGUGCGCUUCAACGG